GAAAGUGGUGCCAUCGUCCACCAUCGCAGAUCUGGGCUCUAACAGUCUGCAAUUUAAUCCGCCUCCUGCGCAGCUUCUUUUGCCUCCCCUCUCCACUGCAGCUACGACAGCACCAACAGUACCUACCUCCUCCUGCAGUCGAACCCCAUCUUUGUCCUGUUGUUGCACGCAGGCAGAAUGAACUCUUCCGCCGUUCUGACGCCAAUGGCGCAGGACACCUACUGGGGCUCAUUCGAGGAGAUCUCCAAAUACAAUGUCUCACUCAACUACUUCGAGAAGAUGUGGCUGGCUUGGUACACAUGGAUGGGCAACGAUGUUUUGGCCACCGGCAUCAUGUCUUUCGUGAUGCAUGAGGCUCUCUACUUCGGGCGAUCGCUGCCAUGGAUUAUUGUCGAUAUGCUCCCCAUGUUCAAGAAGUAUAAGAUUCAGGGUAACAAGAUCCCCACCGCUUGGGAGCAAACACAAUGCGCACUCCUCGUCCUCCUGUCCCACUUCACCGUCGAGCUUCCCCAGAUCUGGCUGUUCCACCCCAUGUGCCAGUACUUCGGUCUCACGGCCAGCGUUCCGUUCCCUCCUCUGUACAAGAUGGCCUACCAGAUCGCCAUCUUCUUUGUAAUGGAGGACGCAUGGCACUACUGGGCCCAUCGCACGAUGCACGCCAGCUCUUUCCUCUACAGGAAUAUCCACAAGAUUCACCACCAGUACUCCGCUCCCUUCGGUAUUGCUGCUGAGUACGCCUCCCCUAUCGAAGUCAUGAUUCUGGGUUUCGGUACCGUCGGUUGCCCCAUUGUCUGGUGCGCGAUCACCAAGGAUCUCCACAUCCUGACCAUGUACUUCUGGAUCGUCCUCCGCGUGUUCCAGGCCGUCGAUGCGCACAGCGGUUACGAGUUCCCUUGGUCUCUGCACCACUUCCUCCCCUUCUGGGCUGGCGCUGAGCACCACGAUGUGCACCACGAGAAGUUCAUGGGCAACUACGCCAGCAGCUUCAGGUGGUGGGACUUCUGCCUUGAUACCGAGGCUGGUGCUGAGGCUUCUAAGGCCAGGCGUGAGAAGAAGCUGGCCAAGGCGAAGCUUCAGGCCAGGAAGGCUCAGUAGUCGAUGACUCGAUGAGAUGAGAGAUGAGGCUGUGUUUAUAUGCUGAGGAUGAUUUCAGGAUGGUUUUAGCCAUCUCUUGGCAAGAGCUGCCACGUUUUUGAGCGACCAUCUGCGGUUGACAUAGGAAUGGCGUUUUGGUUGCAUAUGCCGCUGGUGGCAACGCUAGAGAAAGCGGGCCUUUACAAUGGCAGUUGUGAAUGUUUGAGAGGACAGUAUCCUAUAGAAUUUACCUAUAUCUAAUAUUCAUACGAUCGUUACACCUUCAAUAACAGCAAUGCCUCCG
Molecule: messenger RNA, 1378 nt
Organism: Didymella exigua CBS 183.55
Lineage: Eukaryota; Fungi; Ascomycota; Dothideomycetes; Pleosporales; Didymellaceae
Exons: 3
Coding region: 178-1095 (305 amino acids)
Biological process (GO): ergosterol biosynthetic process
Molecular function (GO): C-4 methylsterol oxidase activity; iron ion binding
Source: RefSeq, a predicted model, not a curated record